Messenger RNA from Drosophila ficusphila, 712 nucleotides. It is a transcript of the gene cato, whose product is annotated as transcription factor 15. The record is from RefSeq and is a predicted model, not a curated record. NCBI's taxonomy places the organism in Eukaryota, Metazoa, Arthropoda, Insecta, Diptera, Drosophilidae. The transcript has a single exon. Gene Ontology annotation, molecular function: protein dimerization activity. The coding region runs from base 69 to 635 and encodes 188 amino acids.
UUGAGUGCAACGGUUUGACUCGGGAUCGCUUCAGUUGCAUCGAAACUUUCAAGCCGCUCGGAUCUGCCAUGAGCUACUACUAUUCGUCGGCCUCCGAGGAGGACGGCAGUUCCCAAUAUUUGGGUAGUCCCAACUACAACUUAAGCCAGCUGCCCGUUUCUUCACAGGAUUACGGGCAGACGGCAUUCCUAUCCCCGGAGUGGCAGUUCCUGGAUGCCACUGCCGGAACACAACCAGAACUCGCUCCUAUUUUGGAAAACGUGUGCCAUCCCGCUGAGAAGCAGACGAAAAGACGCAGCAACACCUCCAUGGGAUCGGACGGAAGGAAGAGCAGCCCAGAUCAAACCAAUCUCAGUCCAACGGUCCAGAAGCGAAGACGUCAGGCGGCAAAUGCUCGGGAAAGGAAGCGCAUGAAUGGCCUAAACGAGGCCUUCGAUCGUCUGAGGGAAGUCGUUCCCGCUCCCUCCAUCGACCAAAAGUUGUCCAAGUUCGAGACCCUCCAGAUGGCCCAGUCCUAUAUCCUUGCCUUGUGCGAUCUUCUGAACAACGGCGAUGUGGAGGUGGAUGCAGCCGCGUAUACAAUCUUCGGCGACAGCGAAAGCAACUUCGGGAUUGGAGGAGGAUCCUUAUCAUAGAUGAAUACUGGAAAUUACUCUCUGUUACGAUUAAGCUAUGUGAUUUCUUCUUACUUUAGAAUAAGCUAAACAAAAAA